AUGGAGAUGGAACGUCUUGCCGAGCUUUCCGAUGAGUCAGUUGGAUCUCAGUCCGAGAAAACGACAACGUUUGGGCUGGGAUGUGGCUCCUCUCACUCCGAAGGUAUAGAUCCUGAUUCGUUUUUGGUGAAACUGGUUAAAUGUGUCGUUAACGACAUUACAAUUGAUAUAUCCUUCAACCAGCUGAGUGGGCUUUGUGCACUUUGUUUUCUUGAGCAGGUGGAUUGCCUUAUCGGUAAAAACCAUCUUUUCAAAUGCAGUAUCAUCUUGAUAAAAUCAUGGUGUUACUAUGAAAGCCAUAUUAUGGGUGCGAUGUAUGGCCUCCUAUCUACAUAUGCCUUGGAAACUUUAGUUCUAUACAUAUUCGGUAUGUAUAACGCAUCUCUUGCCAGCCCAAUGGUUCUUUACGUGCUCUUGGAGUAUUACAGCAAAUUUAACUGGGAUAAAUUCGGCAUUAGUAUUGAUGGUCCAGUUAACUUUUCUUUACUGCCUAACAUAGUUGUUGAGAAUCCCACCCAUCAUGCCAUAUUCGGUGGACAAUUUCUUGGUGCUGGUACGCUUGCUGAGAUUUUGGAAUUACCGAUGGAGAAAAUCGAAGAAAGGAACAAGAACUUCUUUGAUGACAUUCAGUUAGAUGAUCUGAAUGCUAAUCUUGACAGUGAUAAUAUAAAUUUGGCAGACCUCUUAGGAGAUUUUAAUGCUAAUUUGAGGAGUCUUCUAUCCAGCAAAUGUACUCUAAGUUUUCCUUACUCAAUUGGUCAUGAGCAUCAUGGAUUGGCUGGUCAAUCAUAUGCAAUUAAUGGUUCGUGCCCGUCCUGGAGAGCAAGUGGAAGGGGUCGUGUGCCACGAUUGCUUGUCCAUCCGUUGAACUGGGGCUAUGGACCUACUUUUGAAGCAGGCUCAUCUUUGGGUUUUACCAGUAAUAGUCCAUACCCGCAGUCCUCACAAGGUCAUAGACAGUCUAGUGCACCCAGCCAGGUGCCUAGACGAGAAAGGAGGCUUGUGUUUGGGUCUUUUGGCCGAGUCUCCAUGAACAGCUCUUUACCACUAAUGGAUGAAAAUGAGUUCCUUCAUUUUUUGGGUUGA
Molecule: messenger RNA, 1086 nt
Organism: Helianthus annuus (common sunflower)
Lineage: Eukaryota; Viridiplantae; Streptophyta; Magnoliopsida; Asterales; Asteraceae
Exons: 7
Coding region: 1-1086 (361 amino acids)
Source: RefSeq, a predicted model, not a curated record